Phacochoerus africanus (Common warthog) is the source of this 2547-nucleotide messenger RNA. It is a transcript of the gene HTRA3, whose product is annotated as HtrA serine peptidase 3. The transcript is spliced from 9 exons. Lineage: Eukaryota; Metazoa; Chordata; Mammalia; Artiodactyla; Suidae. Gene Ontology annotation, cellular component: extracellular region. Gene Ontology annotation, biological process: proteolysis. The coding region runs from base 196 to 1557 and encodes 453 amino acids. Gene Ontology annotation, molecular function: serine-type endopeptidase activity; protein binding. The record is from RefSeq and is a predicted model, not a curated record.
GCAGGCCUGGAGGGAGCGGGCGCCUCGCCGGUCCUCCGCGUCCCCAAGCUCCGGGCAUGUCCUUGCGGUCCCGGCGCCCGCCCGCCUGAGCUGCCGGCGCACGUGGCCGCGCUCGCGCCCGGUUCCCUCCCGAGGGGCGUCGGUGCGCCCCUGGCCGGUCCCCCCGCGCUGCCUCCCGCCGCCCGCCCGGCCGCCAUGCAGGCACGGGCGCUGCUCCUGGCCGCGCUGGCCGCGCUGGCACUGGCCCGGGAGCCCCCGGCCGCCUCGUGCCCCGCGCGCUGCGACGUGUCGCGGUGCCCGAGUCCCCGCUGCCCGGGCGGCUACGUGCCCGACCUCUGCAACUGCUGCCUGGUGUGUGCCGCCGUCGAGGGCGAGCCGUGCGGCCGGCCGGUCGACUCGCCCUGCGGGGAGAGCCUGGAGUGCGCUCGCGGCGUCUGUCGCUGCCGCUGGGCGCACGCCGUGUGCGGCACGGACGGGCACACCUACGCCAACGUGUGCGCGCUGCAGGCGGCCAGCCGCCGCGCGCUGCAGCUCUCCGGGACGCCCGUGCGCCAGCUGCAGAAGGGCGCCUGCCCAUCGGGUCUCCACCAGCUGACCAGCCCGCGGUACAAGUUCAACUUCAUUGCUGACGUGGUGGAGAAGAUCGCGCCGGCCGUGGUCCACAUAGAACUCUUCCUGAGACACCCUCUGUUUGGCCGCAACGUGCCCCUGUCCAGCGGCUCAGGCUUCGUCAUGUCGGAGUCUGGCUUGAUUGUCACCAACGCCCACGUGGUGUCCAGCACCAACGCUGUCACAGGCCGGCAGCAGCUCAAGGUGCAGCUGCAGAACGGGGACACCUACGAGGCCACCAUCAAAGACAUUGACAAGAAGUCAGACAUCGCCACCAUCAGGAUCCGCCCCAAGAAAAAGCUCCCCGCGCUGCUGCUGGGCCACUCGGCUGACCUGCGGCCCGGCGAGUUCGUGGUGGCCAUCGGCAGCCCCUUCGCCCUGCAAAACACCGUGACCACAGGAAUCGUGAGCACGGCCCAGCGGGACGGCCGCGAGCUGGGCCUCCGGGACUCGGACAUGGACUAUAUCCAGACAGACGCCAUCAUCAACUACGGGAACUCCGGGGGACCGCUGGUGAACCUGGACGGCGAGGUCAUCGGCAUCAACACGCUCAAGGUGGCGGCCGGCAUCUCCUUCGCCAUCCCCUCGGACCGCAUCGCACGCUUCCUCACUGAGUUCCAGGACAAGCAGGGCAAAGACUGGAAAAAGCGCUUCAUCGGCAUACGAAUGCGGACAAUCACACCAAGUUUGGUGGAAGAGCUAAAGGCCAGUAACCCAGACUUCCCGGCGGUCAGCAGUGGGAUUUACGUGCAGGAGGUUGUUCCAAAUUCACCUUCUCAGAGAGGGGGCAUCCAGGAUGGCGACAUCGUCGUCAAGGUCAACGGACGCCCUCUGGCCGACUCGAGCGAGCUGCAGGAGGCCGUGCUGACCGAGUCCCCGCUGCUGCUGGAGGUGCGGCGGGGAAACGACGACCUGCUCUUCAGCAUCGCGCCCGAGGUGGUCCCGUGACGGCGGGGCUGCCUCCCUCCAGCCGACCGGAGCCUGCGGCCCAGGACAGGGGCCAGCAGAGUGGUUCUGUCCAGAGCCACCGCCUCCCUCGGGGUCAGGACAAAGGACCGUAGUCGGUCCUCAGCGGAGCCAGCGGCCUCGCCCCGGCCGUCCAGGGUUAGAGCCACAGGCUGGGCUUGGCCAGGCGUCUACAUCCCAGCCGGCGGGGAGCACUGGACCCCCCCCGCAGCACAGGGACAGCCGAUGUCCCCCCAGCAGAUGCUCCCGAGGCCCCUCCAGGCUCCCGGGUCUCAAAAACUGUUUCCCAGAAAGCCCCUCUCCUCUCCCGCUUCCUGCCUCUGCACCUGUUGAUUCGAUCCCUCUGAGAUGCCCGCUGCUCCUCCCCUGCCCCCUCCCAGUCAGGCCGCAGCCCCCCAGCCCCCUCCUCUCCCAGAGGCGCCUUCCCCGGCCCCCUGCACCCAAUAGCACAGCGCCCACUGCAUCAAAUGACCAGUGCUGACCGCCCUGCCGGCCUGGAGUCCCUGGAGGGUGGGCCACGUCUGUCCCCUUUGAGGAGUCAAGGGGUGGGUCUGGCCCGGAGCCAGCACCUCAUGGGUGGGGGGGGGGGUUGCCUGGCGGCCCAGCCGAGCCCCUGGGGCUGGUGAUGGGCCCACCCUCCCGGGCUGGAGACGAGCCAGCAGGGAGCAGACUGCGUCUUCCCCCCCGAAGGCCAGCUCGUCUCCCCCUCCCCCCGAGGUGGCCUUGGGGCAAGGGCCGAGGAAGCUGGGAUGUGGAGAGAGGGGUGGCAAGGACUGAGCCUGCUUCGCCUCCCGCGUGGCUCCGCGUGGAGCAAGGACUCGCGGCGUCGCCCACAGGCUGGCGAGCUGCUCCCUUCUUGGCGGGAGGCUGUCCCCGUGCAUCUGUGAGCCUCACUGUACAGUCGGGUCCCCACGCUGCUUGUACUGUAUGUUUCUCUACUGUAUGGAAAUUAAAGUUUACAAGCACACGGUC